Messenger RNA from Loa loa (African eye worm), 396 nucleotides. RefSeq lists its product as hypothetical. The annotation marks the transcript as partial. Lineage: Eukaryota; Metazoa; Nematoda; Chromadorea; Rhabditida; Onchocercidae. The record is from RefSeq and is a predicted model, not a curated record. The transcript is spliced from 4 exons.
AUGACGAUGACGCAUGAAAUGGAAACUCAAAUGUCAAGCCAUUUGGAGCAUGCGGAAAUGGAAAAUGCGAGAAAUGAUGCAAAACAACGUGAUGAAAUUGAAAAAGAAGAAGCAGAAAGGCAAAAAUGGCUUCGAAUUAAGAAAAAACCAAAGCGAAAACGAGUUCUUCCAAUAAUACAACAAUUACCUGAAGGAAUUGCACAAAUACCAACUGAUAAUGCUAGUGAAGAAGCUGAUGAAAGAUUUGCUCAAAGUGUAGCUGAAGAAAUUAAAGCAUUAGCAAUUGAUGAAUUUCAAAUGGUACCACGACAAAUUGGAAUAAAAAUUUGGCAAUAUCCAUGGUUAUGUUGUGCUAAUUGGUUUAUCCAUCGACGAUUAAUGCGGGAAUAUCGAAAU